Mercurialis annua (annual mercury) is the source of this 1916-nucleotide messenger RNA. RefSeq lists its product as uncharacterized. The record is from RefSeq and is a predicted model, not a curated record. The transcript has 2 exons. Bases 353 to 1636 code for a protein of 427 amino acids. NCBI's taxonomy places the organism in Eukaryota, Viridiplantae, Streptophyta, Magnoliopsida, Malpighiales, Euphorbiaceae.
UGACUUUCCUCCAUUGCUUCUUAUCAUUAAAACUGAACACACAGCCAUAGCUAAUAUUUUCACCAUUCAAACAUUGAAAAUAAAUUGAAUUUUUUUAUUACAAAACUGAUAAAAAUAAACAACAACAAAGUGAUUAUCACCAUCACAUGCCUCUCAUCAAGAAAAGACGUGAUAUAGAGCAGUAGCUGAUGCUCUUCCGCUUUGAUGUUUUUUAAAGGUAAUCCUAUUCCUGCAAUUUAAUUACAUAUCAAUUGCAAUAAAUAGAAGAAUCAAGGAGGACAUGACAAUAAAAAGGUAGAGAGAAACUCGUGUGAUAUUUGAGGCCUUAAGAAUUCAUUUCAAUUGAUAAAACAUGCUCUCUUCAAGUUUAAUUAAUAUUAUUUUUGAUGAUUCUGAUUCCGACGAUGAUUUAGAAAUGACAAUAUCUAGUAUAGGAGAGUCAGUCAAUAGAUAUAAAAGAACGUCAAUAUGCCGCACGUCAGUUUUUGGUCGUACCUAUAUAUGGUGUAACAGAUUGCAGGGCCAUUACAAGCUUUAUCAUGAUUAUUUUGGGGAAAAUCUUGUUUAUUCUCCUAGUUUAUUUCGGAGGAGAUUUCGAAUGAGUCAAUCUCUUUUUCUUCGUAUACAAUCUGCUGUAGAGUCUUAUGACCCAUAUUUUGUUCAAAAAAGAGAUGCUGCUGGAUUUUUGGGUUUGUCUUCUCUCCAAAAAAUUAAUGCUGCAGUAAGAAUGCUUGCUUAUGGAGUUGCAGCUGAUUAUGUUGACGAAUAUGUUAGAAUUGGUGAAAGCACAGCAAUUGAAAGUCUUAAAAAAUUUGUGGAGGCAAUAGUUUUAAUUUUUUCAGAACAGUACAUGAGAUCACCUACGAAAAUUGAUACAGAUAGAUUGUUACAAGAAGGCGAUAGUCGUGGGUUUCCUGGAAUGUUAGGAAGUAUUGAUUGUAUGCAUUGGAAAUGGAAAAACUGCCCAGUUGCUUGGAAAGGGAUGUAUGUUGGUCAUGUCCGUGAACCAACGCUAGUUCUCGAAGCUAUCGCUUCAUAUGAUCUUUGGAUAUGGCAUGCGUUUUUUGGACUCCCUGGAUCACAUAAUGAUAUUAAUGUUUUGGAGCGAUCUUUCUUAUUCACAGAACUUGCCGAAGGCCGAGCCCCCCCGGCUAACUAUUCGAUCAAUGGUCAUGAAUAUAAAAUGGGGUAUUAUCUCGCUGAUGGUAUAUACCCUUCAUGGUCUACAUUUGUGAAGACUAUUCCAUCGCCACAAACUAAUAAGCACAAACAAUUUGCUGCAGCCCAAGAGUCGGCAAGAAAAGACGUUGAACGAGCAUUUGGAGUGUUACAAGCACGAUUUUCCAUCGUUCGUGGACCAGCUCGUUUUUGGCACCGUGAAACUCUCAAAAACAUUAUGAAAUCUUGCAUUAUAUUACAUAAUAUGAUUGUUGAAGAUGAAAGGCAUAUGAAAAAUCCAGAUUAUAAUUAUGAUGCUUUUGAUGCCAUUCCGAAUAUAUCAGUCUCGCAAGAGCGUUCAGCAGAGCUUUUGGAUUUUGUUCAAUGUCAUCGUCGGAUUAGGGAUAAAGAUACCCACUUUCAACUACAACAAGAUUUAAUAGAGCACAUUUGGAACAAACAUGGAUGUCAUAAUUAAAGAGCAGUAUUUUUAGAUAAUUCGUUGGACGUGGAACUUGCAAAACAUUUCAUGUUUGAGCUGGAAUGUAGAUGGAAACGCCUUAUUCAGCGUUAUAGCGAUGGUAUAAUUCGACUACGGAGAGCUGGUCAUUUCUGAAUGGACCGAGAAUCAAUAGUGAAAUUUAAUUCUAAAAUGUUAAACAUAGGUUGUUAUUUCAGUAAUUGAAAACUUUAUUAAUUUUUCUUUUUGACAUUGUUGUUGCUAAGCUAGAAUAUCAUCCUCAUGACUUUUAGCUCAA